AGGGCAACUUCAUGCUUUGGUGUAUAUAUUUAAUCUUUUCCAUAAAAAAAAUAAAAGUCUAUGUCAAAUUGUUUUUAAACGUAUUUUUUAAUGACAUUACACCAGGACAGUCUGAAAUAUCGAUUAUUUGUUUGGGACUAAUCGAGCGUAAUGUACAAGUUUGCCCUUUUACGGUCAUUAGACUUACAAAGUGGAAAACAACAUGGCUGCCAAUAACAUUAGGGUAGUAGCCUCUCAAGCCCAUAGACUUCUACUAGACCCAAGUAGAUUAUUAACUACUAAAUUUAUGCAACCAGUUAGAACUUUAGUUAAAAAUGAAAGUGGAGCAAUUCUUUCUAGGCCACAACAAGUUCGUUUUGGACUAAUCAAGGUGAAAAUUUGUUUAAAUAUACUUAGACUUAACUAACAUUAAAUAGCCACUUCGAUGAGAUCCGGGAAUUGCCGAAAACAGGGUAUCGUGAUUUCGUUAUCAAAAUGGCGACCUCCAAUUUUUAAUUUACCGAGACCCUCGUUGUUUACGAUUUUUUUGCUAAUUAUAGCCCAUCAAGAACAUUCUAUUUCCGCCCACAACUUUGAGUAGACAUGUUAUUUUAUGAUUAGAAUUAGACACUUUUGUUCUAAAAAGUAUUUGAGGUCUUAACUUUGAAAAUUGAAGGUAAAAUAAUGCUUAUUUUACUCAUUCAUCAUUCAUAUUUUUUUCUGGAAAGGGUGUCUUUCUUAAAUAAAAAGACAAGAAGGGAGAUAAUAGCAUACAUUACAACAUAUAAAAAAUUCAAGAGGUUGGUUAGCACCCAGUUCAAUGGUCUAAAAAUGCCUACCAAAUUUUUGUCAUGUGUGUCCCAAAACGACCUAUUAUCGAUAACGAUUUUUUUAUAAUUAAAAAAAAAAGUAAAUAACUUGAUUUACAAUGGAAAUCCAGCUUAUUACUCCAAAAUAACUCAACAAAAACAAAUAAUUUAAUAACAAUAAUUUAAUAAUUUAAUAAACAACAUAAAUAUAUUUUUUUAACUUGUUUUGAUGCUUUUAUUGAAGGAUAUUGACUUGGGUAGUGGGUUAAACUGAAUUAUUAUUAGCCUCAUUUUUAUUAUAACUAAUAUAUUAAAUAUAAAAGUUUAAUAUAUUAUAUACAGGCCUAGAAAAGUAUAGGCCUAGCUCCUGCCCAACUCAUUAUUUGUGUGACACAUUAUUUGUUAUUUGUAAUGAUAUUUUAAUGAAUAUUAUGAUUCUUAAAGAAUAGAUUAAGCAAAAAUGUAAACAAAAAAUAGUCACUUACCUUUCACAUUGAAAUAUCCUAUAUUUAAUCAUUAAGCAAAAAUGUAAACAAAAAAUAGUCACUUACCUUUCACAUUGAAAUAUCCUAUAUUUAAUCACAUAUCACAAUAUUUAACAAGAGAAUUAUUAAAUAAUCCUUGUAUUCUCAAAGAAAAAACACACUUUCUGCCACAAUAGUCCAAGAAUUACUUAAGAUAUUAUUAAUAAUAUUAAAGAACAAUCAUAAAAACUUAUACUUAAUGACUAGAACUUAUUUUAGUUUGUAUUAACCACCAAAGUUGAUUCUAUCAAUGCAUGUUAAUUUGUGAAACAAGAUUACUAACUUGUAAAAAAAUGACACUAUUUUUUUGUCAUAUUCAGACAUUCAUAUGAUAUGGGACUAAAAUACAUAUAUAGAAAAUGGUAAAAUAAAAAGUGUAAUCGUAAAUUUUAACUAAAUGAAACAAGUAAUCCCUUUAUUACUAGUUUAUGCUUAUAAAUGUUAAACAAUUCCACAGAAAAUUUGAAAUUUAUAUCUAAAGAAUAUUAUUAUUAUUAUGAUUCUAGGGAAAUUUAAAAAAAAAUAUUUAAACAAAAUUAAUUAAUUAAUUUCAAAUAAGUGACGAGUCAGCAUAUUUAUACAUGUUUUAAAAGGAAAAAAUCAAGAUUUUAAAAAAAAAUUUUGCUGAAUAUUAACAAAAGCUAACUUAUAUUUUGUGGCUUUAUUUAGAAGUACUCUUAUUUAACUAUGUUCCCUGUAAAUGUUAUAUUUUUGUCUCAUUUUACAAUAAAGUUAUAGGCAUUCAAAAAAAAGCACAUUGAGGGUCACGAAAUGUGGAGGAAAAUCCCAUAGUAAAAAAGUGCCUUUGAGGUCCCUACUAAAAAAAUCAUAACUUUUGAACACAUUGAGCUAGAAAGUUGAUCUUGGUGUUUUUGUAAUCUAUUCUCCAGGCUCUAUACAGCUGUAGUGUUUUUAUAUUUUUAAAAAUGUUUUGAAAUUUUAAUCAAAGGCCUACAUUAAAAUACACGAUUACACGACUUAACUGAACUUACUGAGUACUCCAAUAACUCAAAACUCCUCUCCAUACCCAGAGACUCAUAGAGUAUGAUAUAGUCUUUUUCUUUUACAGUCAACUUAGUGACUUACUGAUACUCAGGUGAAGGCACUUUGAUGAAAAUUUCACAAUUUUAAAAAUAUAAAUUACGGGCUAUAAGCCUAUAGAUAGGCUAUUGUUGAGAAUCAUGCCCAUGACGUCAUUUGCGUGUUUAUUAUAGUUGCAGUGAAUUAGGGUUUAGGUUAGUUAGGUUGAGGGAUUUGAUUUAGGGUUCAGGUUAGGCAUAGGGAUUGAUUUAUUUAGGGCUAGGGAUACAGUGGUGACAGAAUUAACUGGUUGUGUCAACCAAGAUGGUGGCCAUCGCGGGCAUUAUUCUCAACAUUUACCGUUGGUUGCCGUGGACUUGGGAUUGAAAACCACUUGUCUUUGACUUAGUUAGAUGAAAAUUUCAAACAAAUACUAAAAGUAUUAUAAUAAUAAUAAUGAAUAAUGCCAUUUGUCUUUGACUUAUACUAGGUAGUUCGGUAAGAUCUGGGAAGUGCUGAAAACCGGGUAUCGUGAUUUCGUUGUCAAAAUGGCGACCUCUUCACUUUUUAAUUUACAGAGAGUCACGUUGUUUACAACUUUUUAACUAUAUAUAGCCCAGCAUGUUAAUUCUAUUUCCACCCACAACUUAGAGUAGACAUGUUGUGUUAUGAUCAGACACUUGAGUCCUCCCAAAAAUUUUGGGGCUUCACUUUGAAAAUUGAAGGUAAAAUAACGCAAUUUUUGAUCAUUCAUAUUUUUUGUGUGGAAAGGACCCUUUCUUUGAAUUUCAGUGACUUUAUAAGUAAUGGCAUUAACUACAAUAUUUCCAAGACAUGCUAAUUUAGGCCCAUCAGUUUGGUCGUAAAUUCACCCAGAAAUUUUAAUCACGUGUGUCCCAAAAUUACCUAUUAUCGUUAAUAUUCGUUGCUAUGUUAAAUAAGCUGAUUUACUCUGGAAAUCCAGCCUAUUACCCCCUAAUAACUCACUUAAAAAUAAAAAUUAAAUAAUUAAUAAAGCAAAUACACAUUUUUAAUAUGAUUUGAUGCUUUUAUUGAGGGAUAUUAGGUUAAAAAAGCCUAAUUAAUUACAAUUAAUAGUUAACUAUUAGUUUUAUAUACUUUUAUAUGUAUACUAUUAUAUAUAUAUAUGUAUGCAUAUAUAGAGGCCUAGAAUAGUAUUACUAUUAUAAGUGUAGGCUUUUAAUCAAAGUGCCUACUUAUACAAGACUAGGCCCUAGGCCUAGUAAAGUUUUAUAAUAGUAAUAAUACUAUUAUAUAUGAUUAGGGGAUUAGGAAAAAUAGCCUUUAUUACAAAUAUUAUAAUAUAUAUAUAUAUUAGGCCUAUAUAUAAAUGUUUAUAUAUGUAUAUAUAUAUAUGUAUAUAUACAUGUAUAUUUAUGUAGAUAUUUUUAUAUAUAUGUAACUAUAUAUAUAUUGUAUAUAUAUAAAGGCCUAGUAUAGUAUAUAAUACCCGCCUAGGCCUAGCCCCAACUUACUAUUUGUUAGACCAAUCAUGAAUUAUAUAUUAUAUGUAAUGAUAUUUUAAGCUAUGCAAUCAUAUUUUAAUAAAUAUUAUUAUUAUGAUUCUUCAGGCAUUAAUUAAAUAAAAAUGUAAAAAAUUAUUCACUUACCUUUGGUAUUGAAAUAUCCUACAUUUAAUCACAUAUCACAAUAUUCCACAGGAGAAUUAUUAUAUAAUCCUCAGUAUGCUCAAAGAAACAACACACUUUCUGCCACAAUAAUCCUAGAAUUACUUAAAUUACUAAAGAACAAUCAUACAAAUUUGUACUUACCUCAAGCUACAUGUUGAUUUGUGAAACAAGAUUACUAAUUUAAAAUAAAUGACAUACUAAUUUUUUGUCAUAUUCAGACAUUCAUAUGAUAUGGUACUAAAAUACAUGUAUAGAAAAUGGUAAAAUAAAUAGAGCAAUCAUCAAUUUUAACUAAAAUUGAAACAAAUAAUCCCUUUAUUAUUUGUUUAUACUUAUAAAUGCUAAAACAAUUCCACUGAAGAUGUAAAAUUAAUAUCUAAAGAAUAUGAUUAUUAUUAUUUAUUUUGGGAAAUGUAAAAAAAAAAUGUUUAACAAAAUUAAUUAAUUAAAUACAAAUAAGUGAUGAAUCAGGAUAUUUUAUUUAUUUUGAUUGGAAAAUAAUUAAGAUUUAAAAAAAAUGUGUGCGUAAUAUUAGCAAAAACUAACUUAUAUUUUGUGGCUAUAUUUAGAAGAACUCCUAAUUAAUUAUGUUCCUUGUAAAUAUUAUAUUUUCAUCUCAUUUUAUAAUAAAGCUAUAGGUGUAAAAAAAAGAAUCAAAAUAAGGGUUAUGAAAUAUGAAGGAAAACCUCCUAGUGAAAAAAGUGGUUUUGAGGUCCUUACUAAAAAAUUCAUAACUUUUGAACUACUUGAGCUAGAAAGUUGAUCUUGGUGUUUUUUUAAUUGAUUUUCUUGGUUCCAUACAGCUGUAGCAUUUUUUAUAUUUUUAAAAAUGUUUUGAAAUAAUUUUCAUCAAAGUGCCUACUAAUGAAUGACAUUGUUGACUUUUCCUCAUUUCAACACUUGCCAUAAAGUUAAAGCAUCAAGGUAAUGAGUAAAUGUUACUUCAGCGCCAAUCAUUUUCCACGGCCACCAUCUUGGUUUCCAUGAGCCUUCUUAGUCUGGUUGAUGAAUCCCACACUAACUCCUUCAUAAACUUUGUUUUUGUCAUUUAUUUACAAAUGUGCCUCAUUGACAAUGGAAAUGGAAGGAAUUAAACUGAGCUCUUCAAUAAAAAAUUAAAAAUUUUCUCUUAAAUCUGAAAGAAGCCUAAAAAUAACAUCUAAUGAUAAUCCUGAAUCUACAUAAUUUUUAGUUUCUAUAAAUUUGGACUAUCCAUUCCAUGACAUUUCACACUGCUGUUAUCUUGGUUGCCAUGACCUGUGAAAUGACACAAUAAUAAAGUAUUAAUUUAAUACUUAGUGAACUAUUAUUUGUGAUGUUUAGAUGUAAAAAAAAUUCAAAUCAAUUUGAUUUAGUAUUGCACAGUUGUGUUUUUUGUUUGUUGGUAUAUAGUCUAUAUAAUAAUAAUAAGAAAAAUUAUAAAUAAUAAUAUUUAAUAAAAUAAGUUAAUUCUUUAAAAAUUGUCUGAAAAUGAAAUCCAAAAUUUUUAUCUGGGGUUCCAUGCAAACAGGAUGAUGACUGUUGAUUAGUCCAAGUGGAUGGAUGUGAUGGGUAAACCUUACUUAUUGGAACUGAUGUCCAGGGCCAUAGAUAAAAGGGAGACAAAUUGCACCAUCAUCAGGGAGCACCAAAAUUGUCAUUAUGGAUACACCAGAUGUUUAAACGUAAAUUUUAUAAGAAUGACAUACAUUUUUUUUUUUAAAUACUGCACUUCAGCUUUCACUUUUAAUUGAGAUCUAAGUGCAGAUAAUUUAAAAAAAAAUGUUAUGAACUAAAAACAAAUGCAACACUUGUUUAAAAGUAAUAAAAGAUUUCGCCCAUAAAAACUUGUUUAUACUUUUUUUAUUUUAGAUUGCUAUAACUAUCACUCCUUUUUUGCUGGGAGGAGCAACAUUAAGUCGAGAAUUUGCAGCAUGGCUAGAAGAGCAUGAGUUAUUUGUUCCAGAUGAUGAUGAUGACUAGACUGUGCUAGAAAGUAAGCCUGCUUUAUGUUUUAAAAAUUGUGUGGUUAAAUAUUCACUAUUACACUAAUCUCAGUGUAGAUUGAUUUAUAUGGCACAUGCAUUAUUUUAAUUUUUAGCCUUCAGAUCUUAGAUCAUUCACAUUCUAUCAAUAAUUGAUUCUUUUUUACAAUAAGUAAUAAAGUUUUUUUAUUGGGUGUUUAAUAUCAAUAGUUACCAUUUUACUUUUAUCUUAAAUGAACACAUUAAGCUAUUUUAAUCAAUCUGGUACAUAAAGAGAGUGAAACUUCUUAAUGCUGUUGGCUUAAUGGUAUUCCAUUUAGUUUGACAAUUUUCAAGAAUUCUGUUUAAUCUGUAAAUGCCAAAAAUUUUGAUAUUGGAAAUAUCUAGUCAGUCCAUUAUUAUUAUUAUCUAUUUUAAGUACCGGUACUGCUUUAAUCAUCAAUCACAAAAACAUUUUUACAAAUUUCAACUGUUCUUUUAAAUUCAUAAUUGAAAAAUGUAUUCUGCUAAUUAAGAAUGAAAGUCAAAUUAAUAAUUAUCUUAAUUUUUUUCAGAAAAAAAAGUUUUUACAAUGUCAGAAUUUGGAAAUGGUGAUUGUGCUAAAGGACUCCAAAACCUUCAUAACUUUUAACAAUUAUAACCACUUAAAAUUAUUAGAUUUUUAGAUGUGUAUAUAUCCAAAAAAUAUAAAAUAAUGUAAUCAAAAUAAUCAUAUUUAGCUUAGGCAGCAAAUGCACAACACUGUAAUUGUAAAAAGAUUUUUAAUGUAGUGAAACUGCACAUGCAAUUGUUAUAGUGAGACUAUCUACUAUAUAUUUAAUAAGAGAUAGACAUUCUUUUAUCCUUAGCUAAGACUGAACUAUUUUUCCCCAGAAAUUUACUUCACUUAUAUCUUUACUUUUUACAAUUAAUAUUGGGAAAUUAGGCUAAUAUAAUAAAAGACAAUACUACAAUUCCAGCUUAUAUAUGAUCUACAUAUUUUAAAGCUUCAAGAAGAUAUAUUUUAUACUAGAGAAAAUAAUGACCAUAUUCUUUAAAAUGGUUGUAAAAUUUAAGAUAAGCUGUGAUUGAAACUGAAAAGCUCCACAGCAUUUCAAAAUAGGAUGCUUUAUUUUUUUCUUAUUAUAGUAUUUUAAUAGCUAAAUCUUUUUAUAAAUUUGUCAUUAUUGGAUUUUUAUUAAAGAAAUUUCUAAUGGUAAUAAAAAUGUUUGUUCUUCUUUCUGAUGUUAAAAACUAAUCUGUAAGAGUCAGAUCUUUAUUAAUUUAACUUAAUUACUUUUUCUUAAUGUUUAACUAAAUGAAUGCUGUACCUUUGUUUUAUUUUGUGCAUUAUUUCCUUUUCCAGAAGAUUUGGUUUACCUGUUAUUUUAUGUUGUGAAUCUCAUCUCAAGAAUUAUAUAUCUGAUGGUUUGAAAUUUCAAUAUUUUUCCAAAGUAGUCCCUCUUUUUAAUACUGUAAUUAUGUCUUAAAAAUUAAAGCUCUGCAAACAGUGUGCUACAAAAUAAUACUAAUGUGUUAGUUAAAACGCCUCCAUGAGGAGGAAAAGCACAGAGCAUAAGUAUAAUAUGUAGAUAUGAUAAAAGCUUUUGUGAAAAAAAGGGACAUCAGUUAGCCUAUUACCAAGCCAUAAAAAAACUGGGAUACCGGUAACAAAAAAAUGGUUCAAUACUGACAGUUAAUAUGGAGCAGUACAGUGUUAUCUUCUACCUUUUAACAUUACUAAGUAUCUUACAUUAUUAAGUUUAUUUUUGCAUGUUUUUACUUGUGAACCCGCAAAAUUAUUGGAAAGGGCAGUGGUUCUCAACCUUCCUAACACCGCGACCCAAUAAUACAGUUUCUCAUGUCGUGGCGACCCCCAGCCACACAAUUUUUUUCAUUGCUACUUCAUAGCUGUAAGGAUAUGUGUUUUCACAUGGUCUUAGGCGACCCCUGGAAAAAAGGUCGUGCGACCCCAAAAGGGGUCGCGACCCACAGGUUGAGAACCGCUGGCCUAGGGUGUGCAGCGCAUGAAUAAGGUUGCUGACCUGUGUGAUAAACAAUAGUGAUAUUUUUCAGAUGUAUAAUACGAGUGCAUUAAAAAUUAUGCCUGUAUUUAUUACAAUAUUAAGACCCUAUACAAACUUUAAAAAUGUCUCUCCCUGCUAGGUUCACACAUUGAUGCUUUUAUGUUUUCAAAGCCCCAAGUAACCAAGCAGAAAAACUUAGUGAUACUAUUUAAUUUCUGUUUUGCUGUAGUUUUAAAGUGAUAAAACUAUUUUCAAGUAAGUUAAACUAAAUAAUUCUUUGCUGUAAUUAAAACUAAAUCCAUAAGAUUUUCUUUGUCCAUUUUAAUCAAUUAAACCAAAUGUAUAAGUAUAAGGUUACAUAUGUAUGAUUCACCAGCUACCAUUCAAUUACUUACUGGUCUUGUUUCUAAUGGCAGUUAUUACUCUCCAAUUACUAAUGAUUAAAAAAAACAUUCUUUCAAUAAUAUUCUUGAUUAUAAGAAUGGAAAUCUUUUUACUAGCUAUAAAAAUUAGGGAAUUUAGGUAGCCAUACAAGUAAGAGCAUUGAGGUAGCUAUGAAAAUAAGUGUAUUGAGGUAGCUAUGAAAAUAAGGGCAUUGAGGUAGCUAGUGGCUUUGACUUUGAGACUACCCAGACCUUCUAAUUCUAUAGAGUAUUGUUUAUAGCAUAUUCUUAUGACUUUUGCUGAUAAGUUUAAACAGUUAGAAUUAGUUGAAUCUGGCCAGAGCUAACUGCUGGUAAAAAAAAACAUAAAAUGUAAACUUGUAUCAUAGUUUUUCGAACUAAUGAGUGGGAACACCACACACAUUUUCGACUGGUAGAAAUUACCCUCACACAAAGUGGGUUUAAUUCUAUCAAUGUAGCCUAUCACCCUUAUUCUCAACUUAUUUUUUUACAUUCAAUUUUUUCUAGCGUAUGUGAUAAUGUCUUGAAAAUGAUAUGAUUCCUUGUAGUUGCUUUUAUAAGCAUAUUUUGACUAUAGUUUGUCAUUAUCAAGAAUAAAGUGCAAGCUCGAGUUGAUA
Molecule: messenger RNA, 8975 nt
Organism: Lymnaea stagnalis (great pond snail)
Lineage: Eukaryota; Metazoa; Mollusca; Gastropoda; Lymnaeidae
Source: the annotation of a GenBank genome assembly